AUGCGGACAUCGCUCUCGCUCCUUGCGCUCGUCGCGACCACCUCGGUCGCCGCCCCCACCGAGGCGUGCGGAAGCAGCAACAACAAGCUUCUCAACGCGGUUGUCGGCAAGGACAGCGCGGGGCAGCCCGAGCUCAGCUUCACCGUGCUGCAGAUUCCCGACAUGCACUACACGGGCAAUGCCUCAUAUGCAUGCCGGGGGCCGCCCCACAUGCCGUGCGGCGAGUACAACAUGACGGACCUCAUCGGCCGGCUCGUGGGCCACGUCCAGCCCAACUUGAUUGUAUUCACGGGCGACCAAGUCGAAAACACCGAAGUCCAGCAUGUUGGCCACCAUAUUGUCUAUCACGGCGGACGAGGUCAAGAAGGCCAUUGA
Molecule: messenger RNA, 375 nt
Organism: Saprolegnia diclina VS20
Lineage: Eukaryota; Oomycota; Saprolegniomycetes; Saprolegniales; Saprolegniaceae
Exons: 2
Coding region: 1-375 (124 amino acids)
Source: RefSeq, a predicted model, not a curated record